GGACUUGUCAAUUAUUAAUUUUAGAUAGAAAGACAAUUCUUACUUUAUUCUCUAGCGCCUUUAGCUAAUUUGCUACCCCUUCUUUGAAUUUUGAUCAUUUCUCAUUUUACGUUUGUUACGCGAACUUCUUACUUGGGAGAUCACAACUUGCGUCGAAAUAACUACCUGUUAGUUGCGCGUCAAAAUGUUUUCAAGUGAGGACUUCCCGAUGGCUACAGAAAAGGAAGACGCCGGAGCAGAGGAACUGGGUGUGGAAGUGAGAGAAAUUGGGGAGCCAAAGGGAAAGGGAUUGUUUGCUACAAAACAUUUCAAGAAAGGGGAUAUAUUAUUUCAGGAAAGACCCCUAGUUUGUUGCCAGUUUGCUUGGAAUGCGUCAUAUGGAUAUCUUGCAUGUGGAUAUUGCAUGAGGCCACUGGAAGGUGCUGAAGAGAAUGUUCGAAGACUUUCUACAAAAAAUGAUAUUGUUCUACCACAUCCAGAAUGUUGUCCAACAAAGAAAGAUACCCAUACUGAGUGCUCAGUUUGCAAGAUGAAAUAUUGUAGCACUGCAUGCAAAGAACAAGCUUGGGAGCAAUAUCACCAGAUUUUAUGCUUUGUUCCUGGAUCAUCAAAUCCUUUGGAUGUUAUGAAUGAAACAUGGAAGCAGUAUCACUAUCCUCCAGAGACAGCAUCUAUAAUGCUUCUUGCUCAAAUGGUGGCUACUGUGCGUCAAGCAAAGGAUAAGGAAGGUGCUCUAAAUCUCUUCUUGCAGUUUUGCCAUCGCACAGUGAAUGAUGAAGAGGAAAUUGCUCACAAGUUACUUGGUGAUGAGUAUAAAGAGCAACUGGAAACCUUGCGAGGGAUGUUCACUGAAGCUUUGUAUGAUCCGUGUUGUGAGCAGUGGUUUACACCAGAAGGCUUUCGAUCAUUGUUUGCACUUGUGGGGACAAACAGCCAGGGAGUUGGUACAAGUCCUCUUACUGAAUGGGUUAAGAAUACUGGCAUGCUGGAUAUUUCUGAAGAAGAAAGGGACAACCUUGAUACUUUCAUUGAUGAACUCUAUACAAAUCUUGAUGAUGAAUGUGGUGGUUUUCUAAACAAUGAAGGAUCUGCACUUUAUACUCUCCAGAGUGCUUGUAAUCAUAGCUGCACACCUAAUGCACAACCAACAUUCCCAUACAGCAAUUUUGAAUUGGCAAUGUGUGCCCUGGAAGAUAUUGCUCCAGGUGAAGAAAUAUGUGUUAGUUAUUUGGAAGAAUGUGUGCUGGACAGGAGCAGGCACACCAGACAUCGUAUUCUCAGGGAACAUUAUCUAUUUAUCUGCUAUUGCAGUAAAUGUGAGGCACAAGCUAAUGAUCCUGAUCUUACAAGUGAUGAUGAAGAGGAGGAAGAAGAAGAAGAGGAAGAGGAAGAAGAGGAGGAGGAGGAGCAGGAGGAGGCAGCAGAGGAACGUAUAAAUUGUGAAAAUGAGUCUGAUUAAUUUACUAUUUUGUACAAGUUCAUAUCAUAAAGAAUGCAUAUAUAUAUUUCAUUGAAGAACAUAUAUAUUCAUUAAAGUGUCACUCAGAUACAAAGAAUCUAUGAAAUACAAUGUAGCAGUUAUUGUAUUGAAACUAUUAUUUUAUACGUGUUAAAGUUAAACCUGAAAUAUUUGUAUACAUUUUAUUGUAGCAACACAUGAAUUUACCUGAAUGUAAACUAUAUCAGAUUAAAAUAAAUAAAUUAUAUAUGUCUAUAUUAAA
Messenger RNA from Schistocerca serialis cubense, 1721 nucleotides. RefSeq names its product histone-lysine N-trimethyltransferase SMYD5 (gene Smyd5). Gene Ontology annotation, molecular function: histone H4K20 methyltransferase activity; protein binding. Bases 185 to 1459 code for a protein of 424 amino acids. NCBI's taxonomy places the organism in Eukaryota, Metazoa, Arthropoda, Insecta, Orthoptera, Acrididae. The transcript has 10 exons. The record is from RefSeq and is a predicted model, not a curated record.